Lodderomyces elongisporus is the source of this 999-nucleotide messenger RNA. It is a transcript of the gene PEX10, whose product is annotated as ubiquitin-protein ligase peroxin 10. Gene Ontology annotation, cellular component: peroxisomal membrane. Gene Ontology annotation, biological process: protein import into peroxisome matrix. Bases 1 to 999 code for a protein of 332 amino acids. The transcript has 2 exons. Lineage: Eukaryota; Fungi; Ascomycota; Pichiomycetes; Serinales; Debaryomycetaceae. The record is from RefSeq and is a predicted model, not a curated record. Gene Ontology annotation, molecular function: zinc ion binding.
AUGUCUUCAGAACGACGUUUGCCAUUUGCAGAUGCUGCCACUAUAGUAAGGGCGCAUCAAAAGGAUGUUUAUUUUGAAUCAUCGUAUCGCUCGCAACUACAGGAUAUCCUCCAAAUCUUCAAGGGCCAAAGGUUUAUUAAUGAAUUCCCUCAGGAGAUUACUGUACUUUCGAAAGCAUUGUAUUUGGCACUAACGACAUUGAUUGGCGCAAGAACACUUGGUGAAGAGUAUGUGGACUUGAUAUAUGUUAAUAAAACUGGACGGAAACUCCCGAAACUUUUGCCUAGAUUGGGAUUUUUGAUAUCUUAUGCAUUGGCACCAUAUCUCAUUAAUAAAUUCGUCAAGUAUUUGCGGACAAAGAGAGAGAAGCGAGAAUUGGAAGGAGAUCAAAGUAAAGAUAGUUGGCUCGUCAAGUUCUUUUCCAACUACUAUGAAGUUCUUGACACGAUGAUCAAUAUCCACAUUGCAGUUUUUUACUUCAAAGGUGAAUUCUACUCCAUCUCAAAACGACUAUUUGGCCUUCGCUAUGCUUACGGGCAUCACAAGGAACCAGAGAAGAUGCAAAGAGGGAACUAUUCCUUGCUUGGAGGAUUAAUUAUUAUACAAUUUGCCGUUAAAUUAUUGAUGAAUUUAAAGGAGUUCAACGAGGAAUACGUAAAGAAGCACAGUAAAAGAAAAGAAGAUGAUGAAAAGUCCUCACAACAGACUAAUUCUAUAGAGGAUGAAGCAAAAGUGCACAGUAUUACUGAGUUGAGCACGUUAAGUGACAACUUUGAUACAACUCUAUUAAUUGACCUUGCCGAUGAAAAACAGUUACCCUAUUUGCAAGACACUGCAAGGAAUUGUAUGUUGUGUUUGUCGCCUAUGGUAUCUCCAAGUGCAGCCAACUGUGGACAUUUGUAUUGUUGGGAUUGUAUUGUGGAUUGGAUUAGAGAAAAUCCAGAAUGUCCAUUAUGUAGACAACAAUGUUUAGAACAGCAUCUACUUCCUUUGAGAUAG